AUGACCGAAGAUCAGGAGAAAGCGCUCGAAGAAAAGAUCCAGCAAUCUCUUCGCAAACUUAAAGUAAUGUACCCCAACCUGGCAAAGAACAUUGAUGAUUACGAAAUUCAAAAUACAAUAGGAAAAGGUGGUUUUGGCGAAGUUAAUUUAGCGAGAUACACAAAAGAUGGUAAUUUAUACGCUGUCAAACAAAUUUUCGAAAAAAGAUUACAUGGAAACGCAUUUCGUCGUUUCUUAGAUGAAGUCAAAACGAUGGCCAAAUGCCUUGACGACUUUUUGCUCCCAAUUUCAGGUUUUACAUUCACUGCACCAUAUUCCAUCAUUACACCUUACAUUCCAUCAGGUUGUCUUAAAGAUUAUGUUUCAAAGAAAUCUGCAGUUAAGUUAACGCCUACACAGCUUACAAAAAUUGCUAUGGGUAUUGCCCAUGGUAUGAUUGUUGUCCACGAGAACAAUAUUAUUCACAGAGAUCUUAAAACGGCCAACAUUUUAAUGGAUGAGCAUCUUCUUCCAAAGAUUUGCGAUUUUGGUAUCGCUCGUUUUGAAGGCAUAGGAGAAAGCAAUCUCAUGACCGCUGGAAUAGGAACUUCUAUUUACAUGGCACCAGAAUUAUAUGCAACAAGAACUUAUUCAAACAAAGUCGAUGUUUACUCAUACGCUUUCAUUCUCUGGGAGAUGAGUGAGAAGAAGAGAGCUUUCGCUACAAUCAAACCCGAAAAAUUACACGAAAAAAUUUAUCAAAAAGGAGAACGCGAGACAUUCUCAAUGCAAACACCACGCGCCUUACAAACACUCAUCAAGAAGUGCUGGGAUGCCGAUCCUUCCAAGAGACCAAGUUUCCAAAAUAUUUAUAACGCAUUUGCCACCGGAAAAGUAUCAUUCCUUGGUACAGAUGAAUCCGCGAUCAAGAAAUUCGCAGAAGAGAUCGAAGCCAAUCGCAAUAACCUCCUCAAAGAACAAAAUCGCAGAAAUGACGCUGCGCAAAAGCGUGUUGAGAGCCAUGUCAAGAGGGUUCAUGAAAGGAAAUCCAAAGAAGAGUCCAAGAAGAAAGAAGCCGAAAUCAAAUCUCAUUCUGCAUCUCAAUCUCAAUUCCAGUUCGAGAAACCAUCACCAAAACCAUCCCAAGCUCCACAGACACAUGCCGUCAAACCUUCUGUCUUAUCCGGACCACAAAACACCGCUGACAACACAACGACAGAUCCUGUUUCUGUUCUUAAGAAUUAUCACAAUGUCAAUUUCAAUGCCUUCGUUGAAGGAUACGCGAAAACCAUUGGAAUUGAGCAUUUCCCAUUCUUCUCGACCGUAUUCCAGAAUUUCAAUGAUUCAACACCACCAGAAGUCAUCAGAUUCAUUGCUAAGAAUUGUAAUUCUGUCAUGGAGAGAAAUCCAGAUUUUAUUUACCAAUUUGGAGGAUCUCCUUAUUACACGACAAUUCCAAUCAACAGCAAUGAAUCAGUAGAUGAAAUCAUUGAAUCAUUCCGUAUAUUAUUUGUUUCUGCUCCUCAAAUUGCAAUUCAUCCGAAUUUGAUUCCACAAAUCAAGAAAUUACUUGAUUUCCGUGCAGAAAAAAUGUUCAUUCUUUACUCAUAUGCUGUUAAAAGAAUCACAAAACUCACAUUUACAAAUGAAACACUUGAGAUGCUCAUUAACUUUGCUCCUAAAGUCAAAGACACACCUCUUGGACAUCUCCUUAUCAAAUUGUUAUUCUACAUUGCUGCUUACGAUUCCCGUUGCAAGCCAUUCAUUAAGAACAAUGCUUACAACAUCUUUGUUUCAUUCACGUCAUCAACAGACAGACAAACAUGUAUUUCUGCUUAUAACGCAAUCCUCAAUUUGUUUGAGAAUGUUGAGAAUCCUGACUACAACACAUUGACGAAACAUUUAAGAGAUGAUUAUUUAGCACCUUAUGUUGUUUCUCUUCUUCUUCGUGCAAAAGGAAUUCCUCGUAAUGUUGAGUUAAUUACUGAACUUAUGCGUGUUGGCCAGAAGAUUCCUCGCACAUGGAUUGUUGUCUAUCAGAUUGCUUUCGCAGGUGCAAAUGAUUUCCCUCUUACUGCUCCAUUUUGGAUGGAUAACAUGCAUUCACAAUUCGAAUGCAUUCUCAGACUUUUCUUUGUUUUAUUCCAUAAUCAUGAGAACCGCGAUAGAUUCCUUUCAUGCCAAUGGUACUUCGAGAUGCUUAUCUACAUCUCUCGCAUGAAUAAUGAGUUCUUCCACACUGUUGUUCCAUCACUUCUUACAAGACAAACCGUUUCUAUUUCUAUUUUGGAACAGUUGUCAAAUAGUGGAUUCUGGAAGACAUAUUUGCAGUUUGCUCUUGAUAAGAACACUACACAGCUUAAUAACAACAUUUUAGUUCUUCUUUCAUGGUUCUCGUUACGUGCUGGAUACGUAAAAGAGUUCGAUGUCUUCGUGAACAGAUUACUUCAACUCAUUGUUGAUCCUGUUUUAGCUGAUAACUCUUUGAAGACUAUUGCAUCUCUUUCUUCUUAUCCCCAGUUUAUGAGCGUAUUCCCUCACGAUGAGAACUCCUACAACUACUUCGCAGCACUCGUAAACAACCCAGUUUACGGUCCUCCAUCAAAGACUAUUGUUGAGAAUAUGUAUAAGUACAUACAGUCUCAAUACGCUAAAGGACAGAAAUAA
This is a messenger RNA of Trichomonas vaginalis G3, 2646 nucleotides long. RefSeq names its product protein kinase protein. The transcript has a single exon. The record is from RefSeq and is a predicted model, not a curated record. NCBI's taxonomy places the organism in Eukaryota, Parabasalia, Trichomonadida, Trichomonadidae. Gene Ontology annotation, biological process: protein phosphorylation. Gene Ontology annotation, molecular function: ATP binding; protein kinase activity. Bases 1 to 2646 code for a protein of 881 amino acids.